Molecule: messenger RNA, 1155 nt
Organism: Fibroporia radiculosa
Lineage: Eukaryota; Fungi; Basidiomycota; Agaricomycetes; Polyporales; Fibroporiaceae
Exons: 4
Coding region: 1-1155 (384 amino acids)
Cellular component (GO): nucleus
Source: RefSeq, a predicted model, not a curated record
AUGGAGGCCGACGUCACGCUGCAGCGUAUCAUCGCUGCGGCUAACGUGGAUGUUGAAAUGAAGGAUGCAACUGCUGUGCGGACAGUGUUCGUAGUGCUGGAUACCAAUGUGAUGAUUGAUCACUUGGAUGUAAUCGACCGAUUCAACGACGACAUAAAGACAUUAAAGUGGACGGAUUUGAGAAUCAUUAUCGUAAUUCCUACUGUCCUCCUGAACGAACUAGAUGGACUCAAAAAGGGCAAUCGGGUCUCGUGGUUUGCGAGUAGAGCUUCAUCAUGGAUUCUGGACAAUAUGAAAGAGCGUGAUACCGUCAAGGUGCAAGCAUCGCGGGAAACGUGCCAUCUGCAUGUGUCGGACGCGGCGCGCAAGAAUGAUAUUCAGAUCAAAGACUGCUGUAUGUUCUUUCAACAGCAGGCAGGUGCGCAUGUCGUGCUUGUCAGUGGGGACAGAAAUUUAUGUAUUGACGGUGAAGCGGACCGAAUUUACACGAUUAUGCCGCCUAGGGCCGGCUGGUCGAGCAGGGAGCUAGCCAAAGCAAUAUUUGGACCAGGUGGCGUCGAUUUGACGAUGUUCCGGCCCCAAGACGACACGCCAAGUUAUCGGCCGUCAAAGCAGUUGAAGCACCUGCGGAUAACAGUGGCACCCAUUGGUGUGGAUGACGAUGGAAUGGAUAUCGACGACGACAAUUCGCUUAUGAGGCCCGAUGCCAACGGCCACGAUGACUAUGUUCCGAGCCAUGCGCUGGACUCUCUCCACCUGCAGGCGAUUAUGCAUUUUUCGUUUCUUUUAAAGGAGGUAGCGUUCCGCGUUCGCACGGAGGCGAGGGACGUGGGACCGCUUUCACAAUCAAGCUACGCGCCGGGGUUUCGCCGAAAGAAGUUCGAGAUGUGGACCGCGUGUGAUUGUGUAGACUAUCUGGGGUCGAAGAGGGAGCUGCCGGCGUCGACGCCUCCGCUGGGAGUAUUUCUGCUCCGACGGAGCGAAGACCGGGGCUGGCGGCGGGGACAAGACUGGUCACGGAAAGACUGGGAGAACUGCACGGCGGUGCUGGAAGCCAUUGGGGAGAAGUUUGAUGACGAGCCUGUGUUGAGCUCGGUGAGAUAUUUCAGAGUGGAGACAGAGAGCGUGUUUAAGAGUGCUUUGCGGCCGACGUGA